AUGGCAGCCAAAGUGCCACUUCCAGAAUUCCAACCAUUAAAUGUUGUGGAUCCUUCUCUUCCAACCACACGAUCGCUUUCACUUAUAGAUUAUAUUAAACAGACAAUACGACAUCGUAAACUAUUGAUAAGUAUGGUCAUCUUUGCCAAUUUAUUUGCACUAAUUAGUGUUCAUUUAUUCAUUCUUAAAUUCUCAAGAGGAUAUCCUUAUGUACCAGCUACCAAACAACAAGACACCACCAAGUCAACAAAUUUGCAACCCACAGAUCAAACUUCCCUUUAUGAUCUAAUUAAUUCCCCAAACAAUAAAGCAAUCUUUAGUCAAAUCAAGUUUUCUGAUUUUGCAUUUUAUGACAAUGAAUCUAAUGUUGUUGGAACUGUUGAAUUUGCUUAUUUUAAUCAAUAUCAACGUCAACCAUAUGUCGCAAAUGGUUACAUUGGUAGUAGAAUUCCUAAUGUAGGACAAGGUUUCGCAUAUGAUAGUCUUUCAAAUUCCCCAGGUGCAAAUGAAGAUGAUUUACUUAAUGGCUGGCCUUUAUUUGAUAAGAGAUAUGCUGGAGCUUUUAUUGCUGGUUUCUAUGACAUUCAAGUAAAUACAACAGGAACUAAUUUCCCCGAAUUAUUAGAGAAUGGUUAUGAAAGUGUAAUUGCAGCAGUACCACAGUGGACUACAUUAAUGUUAUCAGCAGAAAUAGAUGGCCAGACUUAUACUUUGGAUCCAUCUUUAAGAACUGAUCUUAUUGGUGAUAUAUCUAAUUAUGUACAAAACCUUUCACUUAGUAAUGGGAUUGUCACUACCCAAUUUACCUGGUUGAAUGCACUUGAAGUAAGAUAUGAGAUUUUAGCUCAUAGAACUGAAGUGAAUUUAGGAUUAGUUAAUUUACAAGUUAUUAAUUUCGGAAAUGAAACAAUACAACUCGAUAUCAUCGAUAAACUUGACUUUGAAUCCGCUCAAAGAUCCCAAUUAACAGGUGUUAAUUAUGACGAUAAUGGAAUUUAUAUAACUUUCCAGCCCCUGGAAAUUAAUUACAUUGAUGGCGCAAUUUAUUCAACUUUGAAUGUAGAUGGACCAAUUAGUAGAUCAUCAACUAAUGACACUGUUAGUCAAACAAGUCGUAUCUUCCUUAAUGAAGGUAGAACAAUUAAUGCAUCAAAGUUUGCGGGAAUUGCUUCUACCGAUUUCGAUCCAGAUCAUCUAAAGUCCGCUCAAGAUGUUCUUCUGCUUGCAAGACAAGUUUCACAAAAACACCAUAACGUGAAUGAAGUUGUAAAGACCCAUAAAGCUGGUUGGAAAGAUACUUUCCAAAAAGAACCAGUGGUAACUUUCAACAGUGAUCCAUUAUUGACAUUAGGUUCCAGAGCUUCAGUUUUCCAUUUAUUAGCCAACACCAGACCAGAUGCUCAGGGCGUUACGGGUGCUCUUGGAGUUGGAGGGUUAAGUUCUGACAGUUAUGCCGGGUUAGUUUUCUGGGAUGCUGAUUUAUGGAUGUUGAAUGCAAUCUUACCAUUUGCUCCAAGUCAUGCUAAGAGUUUGGUUAAUUAUAGACUUCAUACCCAUCAGCAGGCUAUCGAAAAUGUUCCUCAAGGUUAUCAAGGAGCGGUAUAUCCUUGGACAAGUGGAAGAUUUGGAAAUUGUACAGGUACUGGUCCAUGUUUGAAUUAUGAAUAUCACAUUAAUUUUGCUGUUGCAAGAGCUGCUUGGCAAUUGUAUAUCAGUGGAGCUGCUGAUGAUGAUUUCUUAGCCAAUGUUGCAUAUCCGCUCAUUACAGAUGCUGCUACUUUCUUUUCGCAAUAUCUUGCAGAUUACAAUGAUACAUUAGGCAGAUACGUCACCCAUAAUCUUACUGAUCCUGACGAGUAUGCAAAUCAUGUCGAUAAUGGUGCUUAUACAAAUGCUGGUAUUUCAUUAGUUAUGAAAUGGGCUAUUUCAGUUGCGAGCCAUCUUGGAAGGGAGUUCUCUCCUUUGUUUCAAAACAUUGCUGGUAAUAUGUUUCUCCCUACCGCUGAUAAUAGUCAAAAUAUCACAUUGGAAUAUUCAGGCAUGAAUUCUUCAGUUGAUGUCAAACAAGCAGAUGUAAUCAUGUUGACCUUCCCACUCGAGAAUGAAUUAAUCGAUAAUGAACAAGCUUUCACCAAUAUGGAAUUCUAUUCGGCAAAACAAGUAAGUUAUGGACCUGCCAUGACUUUCCCAGUAUUUUCAAUCGUGGCCGCCGUGCUUGCUCCUUCUGGAUGUGCUUCUCAAUCAUAUUUACAAAAAGCAAUCCAGCCAUACCUUCGUGGUCCAUUUGCACAAUUUUCUGAACAGAAUAAUGAUGAUUUUAAUAUUAAUGGUGGAACACAUCCUGCAUUCCCAUUCUUGACGGCUCAUGGAGGUUGGGUUCAAGCGGUUCUCCAAGGUUUGACUGGAUUCAGGUUUGAUUAUGCUACAGACAAUGGAUCAUUGGUAAGAAUGCUCAGAUUAGAUCCAAUUGCAUUACCAAGUCUUGGCGAUGGGGUCGAAUAUAAGGGUGUAAACUACAACAACCAUUCCUUAUCUAUGAGUAUCAAUGCAACCCAUUUCAAAGUCACGAAUGAAGGCAAAACCAACAAAAAUGCAGAUGACCUGAUUAAGAUUCUUAUUGCUGAAAGAAAUCCAAUGGCUGGUGUUUAUGAUUUAAAAGAUGGUGAAGAUUUGAUUUUCCCACUCUAUACUCCGGCAUAUACUUUUGCCAACAGUAUUUCUGAAUGUGGACUUGCUAAUUUCUAUAAUAUCACAGAAGGGGCGCUUGGUGAUGCUCCAAUCCUGAUUAAUGAUGGCGAUAAUACUACUAGAUGGCAGGUUCAAUAUAAUGAUACUGUAGGAAAGGUACUUGUUGAUUUGAGAAGGUUUAGAAGUGUUUCUCACAUUCUUUUCAAUUGGGGUGAUAGACCUCCACAGAAUUUGUCGGUAUCGAAAUAUAUUGGGAAUGAAUUUACUCAAGCUACUGAUUUCUUCGCAAAAGUUGACUUUGGAAAUCAAUUGUAUCAGAAUUAUAAAUAUCUUAACCCAGAACAGAAGUUGGUAAAGCAAGCUGACGUUUUUCAACAAGUUCAUUCUUCAGCAGUUGAAAUAAAUGCUCCAUAUGAUCCAAAUGAGUUCUUUGAAGUUGUGGUGCCUGAUAGACAUAACACAACUAGUUUAGAUUUAGACAUAGAAAGUAGAUUCUUGUUGCUAGAGGUUGAAAAGAUUCACAAUACAGAGGCUAUAGAUGGCGAUUUUGGUGGUGCGAAGUUUGUCGAAGUUGUGGUCUACGGAUAA
Molecule: messenger RNA, 3276 nt
Organism: Hemisphaericaspora subhashii
Lineage: Eukaryota; Fungi; Ascomycota; Pichiomycetes; Serinales; Debaryomycetaceae
Gene: ATC1
Product: alpha,alpha-trehalase
Exons: 1
Coding region: 1-3276 (1091 amino acids)
Biological process (GO): trehalose catabolic process
Cellular component (GO): fungal-type cell wall
Molecular function (GO): carbohydrate binding; alpha,alpha-trehalase activity
Source: RefSeq, a predicted model, not a curated record